Panicum virgatum (switchgrass) is the source of this 688-nucleotide messenger RNA. RefSeq lists its product as uncharacterized. Bases 161 to 688 code for a protein of 175 amino acids. The record is from RefSeq and is a predicted model, not a curated record. The transcript is spliced from 2 exons. NCBI's taxonomy places the organism in Eukaryota, Viridiplantae, Streptophyta, Magnoliopsida, Poales, Poaceae.
UCCGUAUCCGUUGCUCGACCAAACCCUAAUAACUAGUAACUAACCUCCACAGCGGCGGCGGCGGCGGCCCGCAGGGGAAGAUGGGGCUGGUGGAUCUGGAGGGGGAUUGAGCUGUACAGCAACGAACCCGCCCGGCUUGCUUCAAGAGUAGAGGCCGGAUAUGGAGAAGACCGGCGAUGCCAAGAGGCUGCGCGAGGGCAACCACGACCGUGCCAUCAAGAUGGACAUGGACGACGACGACGAGGAGGUGGACAUGGAGCAAUACAAGCCGUUUGGCAUGUACUGCAAGAAAUGGAUCUACGUAUAUGGCGAUUGGGCCAAGUUCGACGACCCGACGGAUUUGCCCCCCAUGCGCCACACCGAUGGACCGGUGCUGCCCCCUCGCGCUGAGCCUGUGGACACCAUGGAGAUCAUCUUUGUCAAGGUGGCUCAAAUCACUGGGGGCCUCCAGUGGCCGCUGGACGUCUAUGGAGACGUCGCCGUGCGCGACUCCCUGGACCACAAGCGCAACAACUUCUUCCGCAGACGCAGAGAGGACUGCCAGACACUCACCUCGCCACAGGCAUCCUUUUCUUCAGUCUCGUUAUAUAUAAUAUAUACAUACUGUGUUUCAUGCUGCUUCAUGGCCAUUGAUGAUAACUGUGCUAGCCGUACGUGUAGUAUAUGUUUAGAGUUGAUAGAUAGAUAG